This is a messenger RNA of Apis dorsata (giant honeybee), 3126 nucleotides long. RefSeq names its product DAZ-associated protein 2-like. The record is from RefSeq and is a predicted model, not a curated record. The transcript has 7 exons. Lineage: Eukaryota; Metazoa; Arthropoda; Insecta; Hymenoptera; Apidae. Bases 224 to 751 code for a protein of 175 amino acids.
AAUAAAGGGCGCUAGUGUCCGUCAAGUGUCACAGCCGUUGCCUGUCUCCUCAGUAUUGUAACUUAAAUCGGUGAUUUAAUUAGGAAUAACGUAUUUUUUUCUAGAAUUUGUGAAACAUUAAGCAAUAAUGACCGACAAGAAAGCUCAGACACUUAAGUGAUUAUUCCUAAUUCAGUCCGCUCUGUUCCUAAGGCAUAUGAUUACAGAGCAUAGCGUUUAAGGGAUGUGUAAAAGUUUAGUCUCAUACCCGGUGACACCUCAUCCACCAACAGGUUUUGUCCCUGCGCCGGCACAGCCUGCUACUUACGGUAGUACACUUGCAGGUGCCGCACCGUAUGGAGUAUUUCCUAAUCAACCACAACUAUAUGCCGCGCAAGGCCCACCACCGCCAACAUAUGAUCAAACUCUUACCCAUCCAAUGAUGUAUCAGCCAAUGUAUGGUCAAGGAUAUCCAGGAUACUUAGCGGGUUAUCCUGCAUAUGGUCCAUUGCAAUAUUAUCCACCAUUAGCUGCAGCUGCUGCAUAUUAUCCCGCAGCGGCAAUGCAACCUCCAGUUAGGCCUCCUACACUCGUAAUGCCUAAUGGGUUCGAUGCUACUAAUCGAUUCGAUAGUAUUUCACAACCUGUCUUGCCACCACCCCCAACAGUUCCAAAUGCCGCCCAAUUAGCUGCAAUGGCAAGUCAUAGCGUGGCUAUAUCGCAAAAGAAGAACUUUCUAGGAGGAGGAACAGAAGGCGGUUACACCUUUUGAAUUAACGAGUGAAUACGUGCACCAGUGGAUGCGAGUUGUCUCAUUCGCCUACAGGGAUCGAUAUUCAAAGUGUGUUCUAAGCCUUUUUUAAGCGCGACUUGGUUUUCUGCAAGACAGACCGAAGAACAAAGGGGCUACUCGUAUUAUUUUUGUUACUUUCUACAUGACUAUAUAUUUUUUUCGAUAUUUUUUUCCUUUGGAGUCUUUAAUACUCCAACAUUUAAAAAAUCAUCUUGAGUAGCCCUAACGUUUAGAAAAAGAAAAAGGAAAAAAAAAAAAAUAUGUACGUGAUAGGAGCCCGAGGAAUGCGUGAGAGUCAUUCAUAGUUAUGAGGCUAAUUGUUGCGCUUUGUACUUCGAAUUUAGUAAACAACUAGUAGUAGAAAACUUUUAUUAUUCUUUUUUGAUAAAAAUUUUAGUGAAGGUAGUGAGUUGGUAAAAACCUUGAAAAGGUUUUAACAUCGUUAGAAUCAACAUAAUUUUGACGUGUUUUGCGGUUAAAAGUAUAAGCGAUAAUAUUUGAGGCUCGAGUGCCAAACGACAAAAUUAAAAUUAUAAAAUAUAUCGAAGAUUCUCACGUAUUCAACGACUUCGAAGAUACUUACCUAUUCUAUCUAAAAGUACGCACUCUCUUCUUUAAAAUCAAUAGUCUUUCUUCCUAGUUGUUUGAUGUUUCUUUUUUAAACACAGAUUAGCUAGAUCGGCUAACAAAGUUAUUAUUUAAUUGAAAAAAGGCUUGUCCACGGCGUUCGAAUUUCAAUUUAAGCGGGUUAAACUGUGCUUUAAUUGAAAUAGUUGCCAUAUAGUGAAAUUUAUUAAUAAAUAUCUUUUUCUGUCUCUUAAAUAAAAAUAUCUAUAAUAUUCAAAAUGAUCAGUGUGACAUUUAAAAGAAUACGUGAGUAAGAAUACAUCUCUAAUUACAAUAAUAUUCAAAUUUUGGUUCAAAUUCCAUAGUAAUUAUGUGGAAACUAGAUUCAAUCAAAGCUCAUGAAGGAAACAAAUAGUUGACUCAAUUUCAAAGUACAAAUUGAAUAUCCAUGUAAGUAGAGGGAAAAUUCGUAACGACGGGGUCAAGCUUUAUGUCAGCCAUAUUAGGCGAGUUGCGAUGAUGAUAACGGUAAGCAACGCAGCGAAUUCGUAAUGCCUAUAAUUAAUAUUCAGUGCAAAAUUAUUAACAACUAUACUUUUCUGAAAACGUAAAAUCUAUUUCAAAAAAUAAAGAGACAUACAAAAAAUUUUGAAGAUCAUAAAAAUUAGUUGCACAGCUACGAAAGCGACUGUUUUGCUCCGCGAUCAUAGGCAUAUAGUACAGUGAACCUGCUGAUAGGAUACUUGGAAUGUUCCGUUCUGCAGGUGCACAAUUAAACACGAUAUUAAUUAAGCAAUGAAGAUCGAAGAAACUAAUUUACAAUCGGUGAUAGCUUAGGAUAGGACCAAGAAUCGCAGUUCUAUUUAGAAAUUUUCGAAUGGGUGUUCCGGCAAACUUGACCAGUACCCUUAUAUGUUUCGCAUUGGGCUUUAUCAAGAUAGAUGUUUAAAAAUAUCCAUAUUGUUAAAAAGUAAUUUUUGCUCCUAAUCAGAAGUUAAAAUUAAUUGACGAUAAAUCAAGUCAUGAUUUCUAUUUUGCCCUUUGAAUUAUUAUUUAUAUAAAUCAAGUUUAUUGCGUGAAAGUUGUAAAUUUUACUUGAAAAAAAUGUUAUCCAAUAUUAAAUUUUGUAGUUAAAACGCAGGAACUUCCUAUAAAAUUAUUAUUGUUCUUUGUAUUUUGUGAUAUCUGAUUACCUCAAAAUCUAAAACAGAAUAUGUAGGUAUUUGUCUUGUUUUGUACCAUCUUCGAAUUUAAUUCAGUUUCUACGAAAAAAAAAAAAAAAAAAAGAAGAAAACAUAAUAAUGCGCGAUAAUUGGAAUUUAAAUUUUUAUAAGGCGAAACGCACUGGCCAAAUUUGUUGCCACAGCGCCAUAACUUACAUUCACCUUGUACCUUCAAUUCUUUUUCUACCAGAUGUACCUACAGUUAUUCACAUGUGACAGCGUUUGAUAAAAAAGCGCGUAAUCUCAAUCUUAUUAAAAGAAAAAAAAAUCUAGUCCGAAGAGUCUGACUGAUUGGGAUACAAAAUGUUACAUAGACUUUUUUUCUCAAUCCGUGCGACGCCAGGUGCAAAAUAAUACCACAGCAUUCACUUAUACCUCAGAAAUAUCUGAGAAAUUGACAUUUUUCCAAAAACUCAUGCCAUUCCAUUUGACGAUAUUGAGUCAUAAUCAACACAUAUAUGAGUCGCAUUUAGGAAUUUGAGACGCGUAUUGAAAAAAAAGGAAAAAAAAAAAAAAGAAAAAAAGAAAAAAAUAAAACGCGAGAAGUUAUUUCGUCACUUGAAA